AUGACGGCGAUUGGUCCGGUUGACCGGAAAGCAGUGAUGAAGCUGCUUAUACCCGCAUUAAUAUGCAAUAUGCUCGCGUUCACGUCAAUUCUCCCGUUAUUUCCGACAAUUUUGAAUUAUUAUUCAAAAGAAGGACAUAGGGUGAGUAUUUCAGGACGGGAUUAGAAGAAAAAUAGAGAAUUCCAGGAUUGGUUGUAUGAUAUCAGUGUGAAAGGGCUUCAAUCUUUCCAAGAAGCUAUCGGAGUUCCGCACAGCGAGCGAUACGACAAAGUGUUUUUUGGAGGUUUAUUUAAAAUAUAAUUAAAAAGUAAAAAUUACUUUCCUUGCAGGUCUUCUCGGAUCUCUCUUCAGUGCUCUUCAGUUCAUUUCUUCACCAACUUUGGGAUCUUUGUCGGAUAUCUAUGGAAGAAGAGCUAUUAUCAGCCUGUGUUGCAUUCUAACUCUGAUCUCUUAUAUUGUGAGUCAUUAUUUGUUUCAUAGCAUCUGAGAAAAUCAGUGUUUUGUAGAAUUGGCUGAAAGCGGAUACAUUUGCUUACUUUGUGUUAGCCAGAAUCCUUGGAGGACUCAGCAAAGGAAACAUCAAUGUGGCUACUGCAAUUGUGUCAGAUGUCUAUACUCCCGAAGAUCAUCCAAAGGGAAUGGCAUUCAUCGGAAUUUCCUACUCGAUCGGUUUUCUUGUGGGACCAAUGAUUGGAGCCUACUUCUCCACCAUCGCUUCUCAGGUAACCCAAAUUGUAUUGCCACAUCUCCUUUUCACUUUUUCACAUGUUUAGGAUUCUCCAUUCGCUUUUCCUGCAAUUUUCUCGAUUGUUCUGACGGUUGUCGAGUUUGCGUUCCUAUUCUUCCUUCCGGAAACCUUGGAUCUCAAAGAGCAGGUAUGUUUCAAACUUAAAAACAAGAGUUUGACGUUUUGUUUUUCAGAAAAGCUUGGAUGACAUCACAAAAACGCGCAAAGAACUCAUCACUCCCAGUGAUCUCUUCCAAUUCUCUGCCGUCAAUGCCCCACAAGACAGUUAGUUAAAGCCAUGAACUGAAUUUACAAAAAAAAAACGUUUUAGAGAAGCGUGAGAUGCAAAAUAUCGGCUGGAUCUACUUCCUCUUCCUGUUUUUGUAUUCUGGACUCGAGUUCACUCUUCCGUUCCUGACUCAUCUCCGUUUCAACUUCGAUAGGUAAAUGCUUUCAUAUCAAUUUUUAUCAGUUGUCAACAAAAACAAAACAUUAUCAUUUUAGUAUGCAACAAGGAAAACUUUACUUAUUCACCGGACUCUUGAUGCUCCCUAUCCAAGGAAGAUAUGUGCGGAAAGCUCCCAUUGAGAAGUGAGAAUGGAUCUCGGAAUGGAACAAUACUCAGCUCAGGAUAAUCCAAUUUUCCAGACAAAAGGAAGUCGCCGAAUUUGGAAUUGCUUGCAUCAUCCCUGCGUAUUUUCUCGUCGCAAUUGCCCAAACUCCAUUGGUUCUUUAUGCGGGACUUUUCUUUUAUGCAAUUGGUAUUGAUAAAAAUAGAGCAAAAAGAGGAUGCUGACAAAACAUUGUUUGCAGCUUCUGCUACUGUUGUGACAAGUCUGACGUCACUCGUACACGUGGUACAUCCGCAGAAUGAGAAAGGUGUGCUUGCUGGAAUCUUCCGCAGUUUGGGAUGUUUGGCCAGAGCAAUUGGACCGGUCGUUUCUUCGACAUGUGAGUGUUUCAGGCAGAACUAUUACUGAAAAUGUCAUUUUUCAGUCUUCUGGCUUCUUGGCGCCACUUCCUGCUACAUCAUGGGCGCUUUCCUACUGGUCAUUCCACUCAUCCUCCUGAAACGACUCGAAAACCCAGCCGUCAAAAAGACUGUGUAA
Caenorhabditis sp. 36 PRJEB53466 is the source of this 1836-nucleotide messenger RNA. Lineage: Eukaryota; Metazoa; Nematoda; Chromadorea; Rhabditida; Rhabditidae. The record is from the annotation of a GenBank genome assembly.